This is a messenger RNA of Rhodamnia argentea, 1356 nucleotides long. RefSeq names its product pimeloyl-[acyl-carrier protein] methyl ester esterase. The transcript is spliced from 4 exons. The record is from RefSeq and is a predicted model, not a curated record. Bases 256 to 1203 code for a protein of 315 amino acids. Lineage: Eukaryota; Viridiplantae; Streptophyta; Magnoliopsida; Myrtales; Myrtaceae. Gene Ontology annotation, molecular function: catalytic activity.
UUUCUUCCUGCAAGUUUGAAUGGUGCGACCACGACCAUUACUCGGCAGCCGCAGAGUGGCUCUGCCUCGGCCACGAGGUUGACCAAUCCGACCCUUUGAAAAAUGUCGUCGUCGUCCUUCCCCACUUCACGAGACCGCUCUGCAAUCGGCAUCCAUCCCACCCACCCAUUGAUUGAGCUCUGUUUCUUUCUACUAGAGAGAGGGGAGAGAGGCAGAGACAGAGAGAAAAGCUUCGAGCUUUAAGCUUCGUUCCCGAUGGCCAAGUGCUUCAGCUUCACGGCGACGAGGGACCGGUGCCUCCGCUUCUCCUUCUCGCAGUCGGGCCUCAAGUUCACCCUCACCGACCUCGGCGACGGCACGGUGAUGCAUUGCUGGGUCCCCAGGAGGCCCAAGCCGGCGAGGCCCGACCUCCUUCUCCUCCACGGCAUCGGGGCCAACGCAAUGUGGCAGUGGAACGACUUUGUCUCCCCGCUCGCCGCCCGCUUCAACGUCUACGUCCCCGACCUCAUCUUCUUCGGGGACUCCUACACGACGAGGCCCGAGCGUAGCGAGCAGUUCCAAGCCCAGUGCGUGGCUGCUCUGAUGGAGGCGAUGGGGGUGAAGAAGAUGAAUGUGGUGGGGAUGAGCUACGGAGGGUUCGUGGCGUACAGCAUGGCUGUCCAAUUCGGGGAGAAGGUGGAUAAAUUGGUGCUAAUCUGCGCGGGGGUGUGCCUGGAGGAUAAGGACAUGGAGGAGGGGAUGUUCAGGGUUCGGAGCGUGGACGAGGCGGUGAGCGUGCUGCUGCCCCAGCAGCCGGAGAAGGUCCGGGACUUGAUCCGCGUUGCGUUCCACCGGCCGCCCAAGCGGAUGCCCACUUGCUUCCUCCAGGACUUCAUCGAUGUAAUGUGCACAGAUUAUCUUCAGGAGAGGAUGGAAUUGAUUGUUGCCCUACACAAGGACAGAAAACUGUCCAACAUACCAAAGCUAGCUAAGUCGCCGCUGAUCAUUUGGGGGGAGCACGACGUUGUGUUUCCGAUGGAGUUGGCUGAAAGAUUGAAACGGCAUGUGGAUGGAAAUGCACAACUGGUGGUCAUAAAGGAUGCAGGGCACGCCAUCAAUGCAGAGAAGCCCAAAGAGAUGUGCAAGAUCUUAAAAACUUUCCUUGUUGAUCCGCCUGCUUCACAUGAGCCUGGAAACCAGAUGAACGGCCAGAAGGCGGACUGAAGGCAUUGCCUGGCCAAGGUUUCAGUCAUAUAGUACUCGUGGAAUGUAUGGCAUUUUCAGGAUAGCACUGGAAAUUUUGAAUUACUACUGUAAUCCAUGCAAGAUGAGGACAGCAAAUGCAAUUAUAGAAUAUAGAAAAAGCAUAUCCUUUAA